Bombina bombina (fire-bellied toad) is the source of this 980-nucleotide messenger RNA. RefSeq names its product sushi domain containing 3 (gene SUSD3). The record is from RefSeq and is a predicted model, not a curated record. The coding region runs from base 140 to 931 and encodes 263 amino acids. The transcript has 5 exons. Lineage: Eukaryota; Metazoa; Chordata; Amphibia; Anura; Bombinatoridae. Gene Ontology annotation, cellular component: plasma membrane.
GAUGGAUCAUUAAACCUCUUAAAGAACUGGAGAUCAAGGCAGAUAGGCAGCUACCCUACUGUACUGUAUACCCUGCAGCUUCUGUCUCACCUGUUUUUAUUUUCCUUCCUGUAUGUUAUUGGAACCUAGGAUUUAACAAAUGUAUCCUUCUACAGCCUCAGUAUUGGACCUCUCAAGGACUAUUCUGGUCACAGAGGGAAGGAACAACUUGUACAAUCGCACAGGACAAUGUAAAACAAUUCUUCCCCCGGAAUCUGGCUCUUUGCACAUAGUGCACGGUAACGGCUCCUCAGUGGGGACGGUCGUGAUGUUCCAGUGUUCAUCUAAGCAUCAGUUAGUUGGGGAUGGAAUCGCCACUUGUGUUUGGAAAGGAAAUGGUACAUUAUGGACUGCAGGGAUUCCAACUUGCAAACCUCUAUCAAAAUUUGAGACAUUUGGAUUUAAAGUUGCCGUUAUCGCAUCCAUUGUAAGCUGUGCGAUCAUAUUGUUGAUGUCAAUGGCUUUUUUAACGUGCUGUCUUGUCAAAUGUGUCAAGAAAAAUGAGAGGAGACGCUCUGACAGGGACAAGGUUGUGUGGCGUCAGUACGAAUGUGAAGAACUGGAAAAUAUGCAGGCUGCAUAUUUUGGAAUAAAAGGGCAAAACAAUAAUAACAACAAGCUAGAGAGCAAAACCGUGUAUGACGAGUGGAUUAAUGCAGCUUAUGAAAACGGAGGAUUCUGUGGAUGUCAUGAACCAUGGACAAAGGAUGUAGCGCCCUCUGGCUGCUGGGAAGAACAUUUUCCUGCCUGUGCGCACAACUGUAGCUGUAAUAAACAUUUUGUGCCAAGGUGCAGUGUUGCAGUACAGACAGUGAGUGGAAUGCACAUAGUGGAAGUUUACGGACGUGAUAAAAAUAGUUCUCGAAGACCAGAACACCAUAUACCAGAGUAGAGACAAUAAGAUUUCCUGCAUCAUUGACAAGACUGAUAUGAAAUAUUAA